UGCUCAUCAAUGGCGGACCAGUUACCUCACGACACUAGUACCAAACGCAAGCUCAACGAUCCUACCGGUGCCAGCACAGCCAGGAUGAGACAUAACCAAAUCCUUUUCAAUUCUUCUCUGAGAAGUCCCAUUCAAUUCUUCGUCCGUAUGUUUUCCGGCAAAACACUGGUCAUUCAAGCCGAUUCGUCUGAUACAGUUGCAUCUGUUCACUGGAAAAUCCACUCAAUCACCGGAAUUCGACCCAUCCAAUCGACCUCCUCCGCUGUACCAUCAAUGGAAGAGGGAUUAAUCUACCGCGGCAAACAGCUUGAGUUGUCUCAAACGUUAUCGGAAUGUGGUAUACAAAAUGACGAUACGCUGCAACUGGUCCGUAGAAUGCGAAGCAUGUCCCAUCCGCAGACGUGGAAGCUAAUGAGUGACUUAAAUUUGAUUAUUGAUGACCUCUGCAACUGCAAUGACAACCCAAAUAUUAUUACUUAUGUCACCCGUCUGAGUAACAUGCUUACAGAUUUUCUCAUAAAAACACCGAAUUAUAGCUCAGAUGGAUCGGAGGAAUAUCUCCACAUAUUUAUUCACUCCUCUGUUCCUGCGUCCCUGGUAAAACUUUAUGUAUCUCCUUCUCUAGUUACAAAACAAGCUGCUCAUGGGUGCAUUUGUCAAUUUAUACAAAACUGUCUGAACCUUUUCGCCAAUCCUACAAUCGUAUAUAGGCUGUUUGCUCCUAUAUUAUUCGAGUUCUGUACGAUUCUAAGAGGGGCUGCGGGUGUUGAUGAUGAUUUAUACCUAUUUUUCCGUAGUCGUUUAGCGGCAAUGAUGCUGGAGAAUGUCCAUGAUGUUAAGCAUGUAUUAAGAUUGCAUCAUGUUUUCCCUUUUGUUGAUGAGUUGGCAACCACGUUAUCUCAUAGUUUGGAACUGAGUGCACAAUCACCGGAUUUUAAACAGUUAUCAGAGAGUGAUGUGCUUGUGUUUAUUCAGUUGAUGCAUUCGGUAAAGCAGGUAAUACGGCGUCAAACAGCAUUUGGCAGUCCGGUCAGUUUACCUUGGUUGAUGCAAGAUGAAGCAGCAAAUGAGCUUAAAGGUGUGCAUAGUAUAAUUUGUAACUUGCUGGACAAAAUGGAGUUGUGCCUAAAGGAACUGGAAAACCAACUGGGUUUGGUAAGCAUAGGGAGACGUGAGCCUAUUGUAGGCUGUUGGUUCCAGUAUCUUCUGAUUUUGAAGGAGUUAGAAAGUAUUUCAAAGUUGUAUAAGGGAUUGAAGGAAAUGUUUUGGGAGAAGAUGAGUCGAAGAGGAGUUGGUUUGUGCUAUCUGAUAGGUAGACUUUCAAAAAAGUCUACAGAUUAUCAAUGGAUUCUUGAGCACAAGGAAGUGACGAAUUUUAAGACAAGGCAACGUUUUGCCUUGAAGAUGCUUCAAGAAGGGAGGCACAUGAGGGAGGAGCUUUGGGAGAUGCUCAUUAGCAGGUCUCGUUUGUUUGAAGACUCGUUUGAGUACAUUGGACAUGCUACUCGUAGGUCGCUGCGAGGCCAGUUAUUUAUUCGAUUUGAGAAUGAAGAAGCUACCGGGCCUGGUGUGUUGAGGGAGUGGUUUUCCUUGGUAUGUGAAGCAAUUUUCAACCCUCAGAAUGCUCUAUUUGUUUCAUGCCCAAAUGACGGGAGAAGGUUUUUCCCAAAUCCAGUAUCUAAAGUGGACCCAUUGCACCUUGAGUAUUUUGUCUUCUCUGGGAGGAUUAUUGCAUUGGCCUUGUUGCAUAGAGUGCAAGUAAGCAUCAUGUUUGAUCGUGUGUUCUUUAGGCAAUUAGCUGGAGACGAUAUUUCGUUUGAAGACAUUAGGGAUGCAGAUCCCUACUUGUACAGAGGCUGCAAGGAGAUACUGGAGAUGGAUGCUGAAGUGGUGGAUGAAGAUAUCCUAGGCCUAACAUUUGUUUCUGAAUAUGAAGAAUUGGGAUCUAGGAAUGUUGUGGAGCUUUGCCCUAAUGGGAGAAGUAUGAUAGUGAACAGUCGAAAUAGGGAUAACUAUGUGAAUCUUCUUGUUAAACACCGGUUUGUGACAUCGAUCGCUCAUCAGGUAACCCAUUUUGCUCGAGGUUUUGCUGACAUAAUUACUGACCGACAACUCCGGGAAUCCUUUUACAGGAUCCUAGAUCAUGAAGACCUUAACAGGAUGCUUCAUGGGAGUAAGACUGCUGUUUCUGUAAAAGACUGGAAAGAACAUACAAAUUACAAUGGCUACAAAAUAGAUGAUCCUCAAAUAUCCUGGUUCUGGGAGAUAGUUGGAAGUAUGUCGGCAGAGCAGAGAAAUGUGCUUCUCUUCUUCUGGACUUCAAUCAAGUCUCUGCCUGUUGAGGGUUUUGGUGGUCUAGAUUCGAAACUUCACAUCUACAGACUCUCAGACUCUCAUGAUUGCUUGCCUACCUCGCACACUUGCUUUUAUCGCCUGUGUUUUCCUCCUUAUCCGUCUAUGGAAGUCAUGCAAAAUCGCCUUAACAUAAUCACCCAAAAUUAUGUUGGUUGCAGCUUUGGUGCCGCGUGA
Molecule: messenger RNA, 2529 nt
Organism: Solanum pennellii
Lineage: Eukaryota; Viridiplantae; Streptophyta; Magnoliopsida; Solanales; Solanaceae
Product: E3 ubiquitin-protein ligase UPL5-like
Exons: 4
Coding region: 10-2529 (839 amino acids)
Biological process (GO): protein polyubiquitination; proteasome-mediated ubiquitin-dependent protein catabolic process; positive regulation of protein catabolic process
Molecular function (GO): ubiquitin-protein transferase activity; protein binding
Source: RefSeq, a predicted model, not a curated record